UGGUAAUUGAAUAUGUAACAGCUUCCUAAUCUCGACAUCAUACAAAUGAUCGCAGGCCACAUGACUGACAAGAUACAAGAAGAAAGUGAUUGGGGAGAGGAGAACGAGGAUGAGCACGACCGCGAUUUCGAUGAUUUAGACGGCAACGAAGAGCAUCGCGAAAAGGACGUCGCCAAACAUCUUCCCCACGAGUCAAAUACCGCCGCGCAAAGUCCCCACGCUGUUGCCGCCAAAAAAAAACGAGGAAAACGAAAAUCAUGGGAAGAAAGCGGUAGCGAAAAUGACGAGGUUUUUUUAUCCUCAUCGCAACGUCUGACUAAAAAUGGCGGCUACCAGCAUACGAAAGCAAGCCGUAGUGCCAUAUCUCGGGCCAACAAGGGCAAAAACCCAUGGAAUAAGGGAAGGAAUCGAAGUGAGUCCGACAAAGCGAAAAUCGGGGCUGGCGUGAGAGCGCGAAAUCAUGCUUUACUGCUCGAAAGACUCAAGAAAUGGGGGUUGACGGAAGAGCAAUGGAAGGUAAAGAAAAAGGAGAUCAAAUAUGUGAGGGAACGUGUCCGUCGCGCUAAGCGAGACAACGAAAAUCUUGCCGAUAAUAUUGCGAAACAACGGACCAGAUACGCUGCUAUUCGGGCGAGAGGCAAAGCCGAUCAAUCGGACGACGACUCUUAUGAUGAAGUCCUCGAAGAAGUGAUUGAGGAAGUCGAAGAGACCGCUAGCGAGGGAGAUCACGGACGUGAUGAGAUUGAUAACGACAACAGCUUCGAUUUAGAAUUCGGCAGAGAUGAAACCCUACAGAAUCUACAACUUUUGUCUGUGUCGGCUGGCGACAGCGCUCGGACGACAGGCAACCUAGGGCACCAGGCAUUGCCCGGUUUGUUUACUCGCGAUAUAGUGUGGACCCCUCAUGUGUACGAUGCCGGCCCAAAUCAGAUAAAUUACGACGAGCACUGCCCCAAAGGUGGACCUGGCGGCUUGAUCUGCUGUGCCGACUGCUCGUCAAAGUAUUCCAACUACCUUACACAAACAGUCUUUGACAUUGAAGAGCAAAAAUUGAGUAAAGGCGGUUACGAAAUACGAGAGCUUUUGCGUUUUGCAAAAGAUACCCAAACGACGCUACAAGAAACGUCAGCAGCUGCUAGGAGAAAACGCCCGAUGAAGAAGCCCAAGGACGCUGCAUCAUUGUUACAGCCGGAUCAUGGCGCCAAGACCUUGGUUCGGAAUGUAAAUGAACAAAUCAAGUUUGAAGAUGUAACGGAAAUGGCUGAAAUAUAAACUCACUGUCAAAAGUU
Phaeodactylum tricornutum CCAP 1055/1 is the source of this 1289-nucleotide messenger RNA. RefSeq lists its product with no specific name. Gene Ontology annotation, molecular function: DNA binding. The transcript has 2 exons. The coding region runs from base 46 to 1272 and encodes 408 amino acids. Lineage: Eukaryota; Bacillariophyta; Bacillariophyceae; Surirellales; Neidiaceae. The record is from RefSeq and is a predicted model, not a curated record.